UGACACGUGAUACUGUUCAGAGGAGAGGGAAGAUGGCGGAACCGCCAAACGUCUCUCCGGAAAACGCCUGGGGAGGAAAAGUUGAUUCAACUUUUAGUGACAACGGGCUGGAUCCUGCACUCUUCGUGGAAAGCAGGAGAAAGGGGAGCAUUGUAUCAAGAGCUAACAGCAUUGGCUCCACCAGUGCAUCUUCAGUACCAAAUACAGAUGAUGAAGACUCUGACUACCAGCAGGAAACCUACAAAGAAACCUACAAGGACCGCCGCCGCCGUGCCCACACACAGGCUGAACAGAAACGGAGGGAUGCCAUUAAGAAAGGCUAUGACGACUUGCAAGCAAUUGUACCCACGUGCCAGCAGCAGGAUUUCUCAAUCGGCUCUCAGAAGCUAAGCAAAGCGAUUGUGCUGCAGAAGACCAUUGAUUAUAUUCAAUUCUUGCACAAGGAAAAGAAGAAGCAGGAGGAAGAGGUCUCCACGCUCCGGAAAGAUGUGAUGGCCUUGAAAAUCAUGAAAAUAAAUUAUGAACAGAUUGUCAAAGCUCACCAGGACAAUCCUAAUGAAGGGAAGAACCAAGUCUCUGACCAGGUGAAGUUCAACGUUUUUCAGGGUAUCAUGGACUCUUUGUUCCAGUCCUUCAAUGCCUCCAUCUCUGUGACAAGCUUUCAGGAACUCUCUGCAUGCGUCUUCAGCUGGAUAGAGGAGCACUGCAAGCCACAGACCCUACGGGACAUUGUCAUUGGUGUCCUGCAACAGCUGAAGAGCCAGCUAUACUAACCCCACAAGGGAAGACUGGAGGGGCAUAUUACAGUUUGGAGCUGUGUGGCCAAGAGGCUGUUUCUGCCAGUAAUUUCUCUUCGAGCUGUUUUGGGUGGGUUACUGAUUGUGUUUACCUCUGAAAUCUCUACUCAGCCUGUGUUUACCUCUGAAAUCUCUACUCAGCCGGCACGACUAACAUCCUUAAGUGAGCAGGAAAGAAAUUAGUUGUCUAUUCAUGAGGAUCAACUGCUACCAUCAACCCCUUUUCAAGCCUUGGUCCCCUGCUGUAUUCUGCAUGUUGACCUAACUUGUCUGAUAGAAACACAUUUACAACACAAUAGUCAUGGGCUUUCCAGUGAAGCUGGUUCCUUUUCUAAGGGCACAGAAACACUAGGAUUUGAGCUCCCUCCAGCCUUUCUUCGGUAGCUAAGCCUUUUAAAUCCUUAGUACAAGACAUAAACAUUGCACAUGAGGCUUGUUUUAAUUUUAAGUAGCAUUGGCUAGGCAUGAGGAGUUUAAAGCAGAGCAAUGUCUAAUUUGUGAUUCAUGUAGAGACACCAAUUUACACACCAUGAUUGCUCUGCCUAGCAUUUAGUUUGGGCUAAGUGCAGUGAUCUAAACAUAUUAUGCAAUAAAUUGGCUUGCUUUGCAUAAUGUAUUCUGCAAACCUAGCAGAAGGGCAAUAAGCCAGUCAAGCCCCUUCCUCAAAGUCCUGUGAAGCCCACUUGGAGCUUUUCUAAAUGCUUCAUCUGCUCACAAGCACAGUUUGCCUUCAGUACCAGAUUAAGAGAGUCUGGCUAGGUUUAUACAUUUUAUUAAAGACUAUGGGGGUGGCAGAGGGAGGUCUUUUCAACCCCAUAGAGCCCCACAGUUUCUAAAUAAUGCAGCGAAGUAAGCCUAAGCCAACCUCCUCCACUUUGUUAUUUAGCUACAGAGGAGGUAGGUCUCCUGUCCUUUAAUAGGCACUGCUUCCUGGAUCUGCUGCUGGUUGGUGGAGAAGGACUCUUCGCUUAAACAGACCACACUCGUGAAAAUUAAAACAUAUUUUUUUUAUUAUAAGCAAUUCUAAUAAAUUUUGCUAAGUGUUUGAAUUAA
Elgaria multicarinata webbii is the source of this 1850-nucleotide messenger RNA. It is a transcript of the gene MLX, whose product is annotated as MAX dimerization protein MLX. Gene Ontology annotation, biological process: regulation of transcription by RNA polymerase II. NCBI's taxonomy places the organism in Eukaryota, Metazoa, Chordata, Lepidosauria, Squamata, Anguidae. Bases 33 to 773 code for a protein of 246 amino acids. Gene Ontology annotation, molecular function: DNA-binding transcription factor activity, RNA polymerase II-specific; protein dimerization activity; RNA polymerase II cis-regulatory region sequence-specific DNA binding. Gene Ontology annotation, cellular component: nucleus. The record is from RefSeq and is a predicted model, not a curated record. The transcript is spliced from 8 exons.